AUGUUGCUUAUGCUUUGUUUCAGCCGUCUAGACAUCUGGGCUCGAGUCACUCCGGCAGCGGCAGCAGAAGCCGCAGCGGCUGAUGCCGCAGCUGCUGAAGCCGCACAAGGAGACGUCAGUCUCGACGGCAGUUACGACGACAUCACCGCAAGCUUUGGAGCGGCCAGCUACCGGCUAGCCGGCACUUUUGAAACGGAUUGCAGUUACGACGCCGGCGAGAACCUUCUAGAGGGCGUCGUUUUGUCCGAGGGCCGGCACGCGCUGUUCGCGCCGCUUGCAGCGUGGACGGAGGAGAGCAUUCUGCGGCUAGAACGGAUUAAAGCGUACGGCGCGCUGAGGAAUAACAAGCCUCGGCCAGUGGAGAAAGAGGAGCAGCGCAACAAGGAGCAGCGCAACAGGCGCGGCAAUGACUUGUACUCCAAAUUACCCUCUGCUAGCGUCAGGGCUCGUCGUGCGGCGGGAAUCGGUUGCUGUUUCGCAGGCGGCGCGGGGUAUGGGGAAGAGGCGGAAGAUGGGGAAGGGGCGGAGGACUCCCUGCCGGCGCGCGAGGCUGUGGGGAAGCUGGCGGAAGGAAUUGCGCGGCUAAGGAUGGGAUGGGCGCGCGCAAGAGAUGGAGCGGAGGAGGCGGAAGGGGUCAGAGCACCGCUUCUGGCGCAUGCGGUGCUCCCAGCGGAGAGGGGGGACGUUAUCACGCAGGAUGGCGGUCGCGGCAAAGAUGAGCGGUUGAAUAGGGAUGGUGCUGAUAUGCUCAGGGAUGCUCGAAUUGCCGGCGAACCUUCUUCCAAUUCGCGUCACAACGAGAUUGAACCUGCCGACACUCCUGCCGCCCACAAAUCGAGUAAUUUUACUGCCAGCGACACAGGCGCCUCCUAUGGAACACGGAGUACGACAGCUGCCACGUCAGCAGGCGAGCCGCGGGUCGUGCUGCCGCACCUGUACUCUAAAGUGCCGGUUUCUGGGGAAGGCGGUAGCGGGGCAGGCUGGGGUAGGUGGGAAGAUGGAGAGACAUGCCUUCAGGAAGAGGAGGAGGGAGACGAUGGGUACUGGCGUGAAAGAGCAGACGACGCUGCUGCUGCUGGUGAUGCUGGUGAUGCCGGUGCUGCUGGUGCUGCCACUGGUGGCAGUGCUAGUCCGACGCUCGAAGAAGCGCGUGACAUGGGAGCGCGGACCAGACCGAGCUCUCCCACCCAUCACACCACCAGCCCUGCUGCUUCCACUAUGCCCGCGACCGACGCCGCUGCUCCCGGAACUGUUCUCAAGGUUCGGCGGCACUGUAUUGCUGAGGCGGCAGAGAAGGACGACUCGGGCGGCAGCAGCAAGGGUCUGGACGGCAGCGGGCCGGCAUCGCUGUUCACCAUUCUGAUCAUGCCGGCCGAGAGUGGGGGAAAGAAGGAGAGUCGUCGAUUCUUUGAUGUCAACCACACUAUUGAUCGUGCCCUGCGUUGGUUCGCCUCAGUGCGUGCGAGUGGGGCAGCACUCGAGCUGAUGAACGCUCAAACCGAAGUCCUGCCGGUGCGGCUGGGCGGCAUGGAUGGCGACAAGCUCGCCAAGAUGGCUCAGUAUGGCAAGUGGACAGUAAAGACAAACGACGAGCAGCGCGGGGAUCAUAUCUCCGUCCUCCGCGCCGUCCGGCUCUGGCUGGUCCCGGAUUCCGAGGUGGAACUUACCCUCGUGCUGGCGUCUGGCGGGGUAAAUAAUGCAGCGUGCCCUCCCGACUGGGGAUUACUUCUGGAACAAACCCCCGAGGGAGUGGUGCAUGUGGUGGGGGUGAGGGGGGGAAGUCCGGCGGAGAAAGGUGGAGUAGCCAUGCUUCUGAGGAUGGCACGGGCGAAGAAACGGCUGCUGCUGCUGUCGAGGCUGCAGGGGCAGGUGCUGCUGCCGUCGGUGAUAGCCAAUGGGCAGAUAGACUGUGCUGACGUGGAGGCUUUACAGGAGCAGCUGGUGCUGCAGGCGCAUCUGCCGUCCAUCCCGCUGCGCCUAACGUUUGCCCUGUCGACUCACCCCUCCACCUCUCUCUAUUCUCUCCUUUCAGCUUAG
Molecule: messenger RNA, 2037 nt
Organism: Closterium sp. Naga37s-1
Lineage: Eukaryota; Viridiplantae; Streptophyta; Zygnematophyceae; Desmidiales; Closteriaceae
Source: the annotation of a GenBank genome assembly